Suillus fuscotomentosus is the source of this 408-nucleotide messenger RNA. RefSeq lists its product as uncharacterized. The annotation marks the transcript as partial. NCBI's taxonomy places the organism in Eukaryota, Fungi, Basidiomycota, Agaricomycetes, Boletales, Suillaceae. The transcript is spliced from 4 exons. The record is from RefSeq and is a predicted model, not a curated record.
GUUAUAUGGGAUACCGCUCUUGGAUCAUUAGCGUUGUGUGUCAAGUUUCAUCGUGACUUCUUGUGCCCACUUAGUCCCGUAUAUGCAUACGAAUUCUUGGAUUUAGCACGGCAUUCCAUGUCAUAUCAGGACCUCGAGGUUUCACAACGCGAUAUACUUGCCGCUUUCGAUUUCUGUAUCGGUAGCAUCACACCGCAAGGUUUCAUGGAUGAACUCUGGCUAGCUUUACCUACGCUACGGAAGGCUACAGAACCUGUGAAGGAUGGCUGGAAAUCGGUCCAAGCUGAAAUAUGGGAUAGGCUGUUUGACGCCUUAAUAGAACCUGACGUCCUACAGUUUCCUAUUUCGCUGCUAACUGCCUCUGCCGUGAUCGACGGUCUCAUCAUUGCCAUCGCUCGCUAUUACAAA